AUGAAAGAAACAAGAUCACAAAGGUUAUCGCUAAUGUCCGCCGCUCUCAUAUUGACGUUAAGCUUCUUCUCGACGGACGCUUUUCUCACUGGUGGUCUUCAAUCGUCUGCUAUCCGACAUUCACGACUCGAUCGCAGCGCGUUCUAUUCUCCAACGUCUCUCAAUAUUUGGUGGUUCGGAGGCGCCGAGUCGGAACAGACAGCACAAGGCGAUGACUCGUGCGAAUUAGUGCCCGUCCGUAUCGAACGAACGAGCGGCAAUUCUCGCAAAAUUUACGGCGAGAUCGUGGCACCAGUCCCACUGAAAGAUGUCUGGGCGAUUCUUACCGAUUACGAUCGAUUGUCAACACAUGUUCCCAACUUGGUAGAAUCUCGGAUUGUUAGACCUUUGUCGGGAGGGGAAAUGGGGGAUGGCAACUUUCAGUGCCGUCUCUUUCAAAAAGGUGCCCAGAAGAUUGUCGGUUUCGAAUUUGGAGCCGACUUGACGAUGGAAAUGAAAGAAAGCAUCAAGCCAGCACCAACAAUUCUCCCUUCGAAGCCCGAUGCUACCCGGCAAGAUGCCAACGGGGCUUCUUAUCCCGGAAACGAAAGACGAAUCCAAUUCAAAUGCUGUGAAUCCUUCUUUUUCAAAGAAUUCGAUGGCGAGUGGAAAGUAACGGAACGGACGGGUGAGACUGGACUAAUGGAGACAGUUCUAUCAUACACGGUCGAUGUACGACCUAACGGACCGGUACCUGUGGCUGCUUUGGAAUGGAGGAUUCGAGAAGACGUGCCGACCAAUCUGCGUGCCGUCAAGCUAGCCGCCAUGACGGUCGGCUACAAGGGCGUACAAGCCAGUCGCCAACAAGGCAUGCAACCGGCAUCUUUUGGGAAGAGUUACCGACGAAACGGUGCUCGACCAGGCUUGAUUGCAGAUCUGCGUGUGCAAUGGGAGCCGGAAGAGACUAUGGCAGCUUACCUGAAAGAAUAA
Messenger RNA from Phaeodactylum tricornutum CCAP 1055/1, 969 nucleotides. RefSeq lists its product with no specific name. NCBI's taxonomy places the organism in Eukaryota, Bacillariophyta, Bacillariophyceae, Surirellales, Neidiaceae. Bases 1 to 969 code for a protein of 322 amino acids. The transcript has a single exon. The record is from RefSeq and is a predicted model, not a curated record.